AUGGCAGACUGGAGAGCCCGUGGUUACGUCCAGGACUCAGACGAGGAAGAAGACUCUCAGAAUCCGACUCUUACGGCAUCCAGGGAAGCAAUCCACAUUGGUGACAUAGAAGCUAUCGAGUCUGGCGAGCCGCACGAUGGGAAGGCUUAUGACGGUCGGGGCACAAGAGAAGGCAGGGAUGGUGGAGUUGGAAACAACGGAAUUGGUGUUACAAGUACAGGAGAACAAUGCAGCACUGCGGCAACCCUACUAGUGCAACGUGAGGAAGAAGAUGCUCUGUCACCAGUAGUGGGGCAAAAUACCGAAGAACUCAUGGUAUAUUCCGACGGGGAUAUCGAUGAGCUCCAACAAGAUCACUACAGUGCCACACCAGCAGCACGACUUACAGCAGAAUUGCCCGAUAGAGCCCAUGACCUGGAGGCGAGACCUUAUUCAAGCCUAACCCCACCCAACGAAGUUGCAUUUUCAAGCUCUCUAUCGUCUUCGCCACUGCCCGAGUUGUUCAUCACCAAUCAUGGGACACCAUCCACACCAGGCACGCAGAAGUCGACUCACGAAGAUCAAAGUGAUGAACGGGAAACCUCUAUAGACGGCGGUCCCGAGACUCUCGAGUCAACUUCUCGCCACAACACUACAAAUGAGCCAGAGCCACAGUUUGUUAACCAAGCUCAUGAAUCUGGGAGAGCGACUCGCAAUCUACGCCACCGUAAUCCCAUUCAGCUACGCCCAUACGCGCUUGAGAGCGAGCAAUACCGCCAAACUCUCAAAGCAAGAGGAGUGAAACCCCUGCGUAUAGCGCAAAUGGAAGCCGAGGCUGCAAAGACACGGGAACAAGAGUCUCAGAACAUUGAAUUCUAUGGCGAAGAUAGCCAGCUUGUGGACAGUGACACCGAACAACCAGAACCCUAUUCUGCAUCUCCCAUCCAGCUUGAGGGCUCUCCGAUUGUCACAUCUCAAGACGAGAGGGACAUCUUUGUCUUUGGAGAUGAUGAUUUACCGGACAUGAGUACCCUUCUCAGCCAUUCAAUGCUCAAGUAUGUCGGCAAUGGCCAUAAGAGGCGUAAGAUUGGUAAGGCGAAAUCGACGACCUUCAGGAUGCCCCCAGGCUUAGUCUUGAACCGACAUUCAUCCCUGCCCGGGGACAAAGCUAGCCCAGCACUCAAUGAGGACGACGUUAUAUUUGACGUGGCCCCAUCACCACCUCGGUCGGGGAGUCAGAUACCACAAGAGAUUGGUCGCCCUGCUUUGCCUGUCUUUCGGGUGCCGCGAAGGACCACGCCUGCUGCUCUUCCAACGCCGAUGACUUCUUCAGACCCUAGGCGACGGCACCUGCUCGAAUUUUCGGAAGAAGAACAUUCUGAUAGUCGCUCUCACCGAAUCAGACGAACGACAGACUCUGAUGACUCAACCGACGCUGAGAUGUGUCCAUCCGAACAGGAAACAUCUCACCAAUUUCAGCGCGCACAACGCAAGAUACGCGGAGUCCUACCAGCGUCUUGGCUGAAGCUAGACCUGAAAACCCAAAAGAAGAAGCCCGAGGAUACUUACAAGGCUCUUCCUAGUGUAUCGCCUGACAGAAACGUUGCUCAACGAGGUGUAGCGCGCAUGAUUAUCGCGGCAGGCAGCAAGAGACCUGGUACGCCGAAUCGAAGACCGCAGAUCACUGUGCUGGCCGAUGACGAUGGUCUCGAAUCGGAGUCAGACGAGCUGCCGCAACAAACUCGAAUUCAUCAACGCCAGCAUCAAAUGCUUGAGAAUGGUGGAGAAGGGCUUCUCACGGGAAGAUGGGGAGAGGCUGCAGAAGACGACCGAAUCGAUGCCAUGUUGCCUUCGGCAACAAGGGCUUUCCAUUCCCGAAAAAGCAACAAACGCCAGACUAAGAUAGGAGACAUCCACCCCCGUCCUCGGGUUACUCCCUACGGCAUCUCGAAGAAAGCCUCAAGCAAUGGCGCCCAUCAGCGCAAAUUCAUGGACCAGUUCGACGAAAGUCACAGGGAGAAACCCAAAUAUCGCCCGCCGAGACUUGGUAUACUUGACGCACCAUUAACGAAGGGACUACCUCAGGACUCUGUGCCCCAAUUUCUCAAAGUCGCAACUCGCACAGCACGCUCACGCCGUGAUCAAGGAAGACACAGUCCGUCUCGAAAGUUUGUCCGCUUGGCAACAAGGGAUGAUGAUAACGAUGCCAAUGAGACCCUACAAAAUUGGCGGGAAGGAACCAUUGUACCUUUGGCUAACGACAAGAUCAAUGAAGCAUCAACUCGCCAGCCUUUGUGCCCGCGCUCAACGAAUAGCCCCGUGCCCUCGUUGGCGUCCAAAACGACACGGAGCUUCCAAGAGUUCAAAUUGUCGGCCUCUCGAAAGACAUCCGCGAAAUCGCAUCUUCGUCUCACAAAGUCUCGAAAGCUUCAGACCUCCCUAGAUCAUCUCAUCGAGCGUCGAUGUAGAGACGAACCUCAGACUAGCCAACAGAAAGCGCCCUCAUGGCUUCAGCAAUCUAUCGAGAAGCCAAAAAAGCGAGGGCAGAUAGUCUCUUCGUUGCGAGCUAUCAAGGAUUCAAGGCCAGCAAUGCUAGAGUCUACUCGGGCAGACACAGAUGGGACACAUGCACAGGCUAUGUUUCAGCGAGAUCUGGCCAGAGUCAAUCACUUUGAGGAUGAUUCAGGACUUCCUGGUGUUGUAGUACGGAGGUUUCUUGGAGAGGACGGCAUGCGGCCAUCCAAUACUGCUGCUCUACAGGCAGAUCGUGUGAUAGUGGGUCAGGAUGCCAAUGCUACCCCCACCAAGAGGAUCCUUCCCCACAAGCGGAGAAAAAGACAGCCACAACACGUGGAUAUUCCCGAAACGUGGUCCAGAGAGCCCAGUGCACUUGUUAUCUCGUAUGAUUAUCCAGGUCAAGCUGUGGAUUCCUCUGAAGUACAGAAAAGGGACAUGCUUGUUGGCCUGGGACCGUUUGGAACCCGGUAUAGUGACACUUUUGGUGUCACUCCUCUACCUACGGGAACUUGCUUUAGUGCAAACACUUUACUAGGCAAUGGUGCCUUUGCUAAGGCUCUCAAACAUGCGAUUACCGCCAAUCUCGAAAGCUCCAGAGGAUACGCCCUUGCGAAUUUCAAUGGUAGGAGCCUGAGAUGGGGCCCAUGGAAUGACGCUGUCUCUUCGGAGCUGGGUGAAGUUUUCGAGGCAAUUAACCAGUCGCUACAAAAUGCCGCGGGCCAGAGCCUAGGAGCACCGAGUUUCCUUAGGUACGAGCAAGUCUUGCUCUUGCAAAAAAGCAUUCUUGAAUACUUCUCGAAUCAUUUGAGCUUCCUUGACCCAGUGGACAGAGUUGCAUACGUCCUGAGAUGCAAGAGCCUUAUUCUUACCUUGACUGCUGAGCUCAUCGAUCAUAGUGCAGUCAGCAGAACAACCAACCACCAAAUUUCAGACAAGUUACAAAAGGACAUCCAAAUCAGCACACUUAACCUAUCAGUUGCCAACCAAUUGAGACAGAUCUCUAAGCAUGAGCUCAUACCGUCAAGAUUGCAGGAUGAAGUUGGAUCCCUAGUUCAAAAAGCAGCCCUUCACACUCUCGACUUGUCGCUGGGAAAGGGGCUUGAGCCGUUCGAGACUUGUCUAUCAAAUCUUAGGAAUCAGAAUGCAGACUAUCGCAUCCAGGACUAUUCCAUCGAAGCAUUCGUUGUUGCCCAACAUGUGCUUGGCCAAGACCCAGACUCUAAGACGAGCGUCUGGCUGACUUUGCUGAAAGCUGUCCCAACCAGAUCCUCGCAUGGUAUUUUCGAUGUCGCUUUGGCUGAGAAAUCUUGGAAACAGCUCUUUACCUUGCUACCUUUCCUCGAAAUGGACGCACAAGGAGUUGUAGAGACUGGGCGUCGGUUCAGGGUUCCAUUUGACAAUUGGACGCUUGCUAAGCGCCUCAUAAACCCUGUGUUGGAAGCUUCGCUAAGUAACCCACAACGGCAACCUCCUAGCUUCAACUCUUACUGCCGAGCCAUCUUUGGGCGUUGCCUCCACUUGAUCAAUGGCUGGGGCUGGCGAAGAUGCGAAUCCAUCAUUGGAACACUUUUCGACUAUUUCGCUCGUAACAGUCUAGCUCAUCUGAGGAGCGAAGAAAGCAAGGGCUCACCGCUCUUUCUGGAACGUCUAGGCGAGAACCCUAAUCUGAUCUCUGAGGCCGAAGAUAGGGGCUUUCAUAUCCUGCUAAAGAUUAUAGGAAGCGGCGUCAAGCACAUGCGACAGUCAUACUCCGAGAAGAAGAUUCGAGACGUAGUAUGGCGCUUGAUGCCAAAUCAUGGCCGCUCCCACCCGAAAGAAGAAGCCAUUCGUCAAGAACAUUUAGACGCAUUGCGAAAUCACCAUGAUCUGCUCUGUACUUUAUACUGGGCUUCCCCGCCCAGCUGCAGACCGCCGUUGACCGUCAUUCGCAACCUGGUCAACCUGGAAAUCUCGCAUCGAGAGGCCUGCCAUAUCAACAUCCGGGCCUGGUUCCACCUCGUCAAAUUCCAAUUAUCGACCGAUGAGCCUAUCACUAACCUAGAGCCGUUCGCUGAGUGGCACAAUCAUAUUUUGGCGCAAAUUCUUCGACAGCAUAGUCUUGCUCGCACGGAAGCGGAGGACCAAGUCAGAUCAGCGCAGUCCGUCGGUGGCCUUAUUGUGUCCAAAGAAUUGCUUGAAACAACCAUAGCUAGGAACCAGCGCCAGGUCGAAGCAAUACUGAGUGACGCUUUGGUGUGCCUUAAGCUCGCUACCGACGCCGCUCUGAAUCCUAAAGCCGCUUCAACCUUGUUGUCUACGACGUUGGCCAAAGUUUUCGAAUUGUUUGACGCGAGCAGAACUCAAGCUAAUAAGCCAAUUAUACAAGCAUUAGACGUUCUCACUGCAUGUGCAAGCAAGUCGUCAGAGUCUUGCGAUAAGAACGAAGAAAGCCAAGAUUAUGGAGACUGGUCAGCUUUUGACGACGAUUCCGCAGCCAUACCACGACAAGAAGACACGGUCUCGCCGUUUGUUACGUUCCACGACCCUUUGAGGCAUCUUCUCUCGAAUUGCUUUGGAGCAGACCAGGUGCCCGAUGAUGCUCUGCUAUUGAAGGUGGUUGACGUUUGGGUUAUCGUUGCCCAAGGACUGGUUCGAGGUGGGCUAAGAUCUUGGACUGAUUACCUUGGUCAAUUUGGACACGACUCUUGGAGUUCAUUGCGAGACACGGAGCAGACUAGGAAAUUCUUUGCCUACUAUCUGGCUAGGUUAAUUGAGAGGGACAACAAAACCUACCAUGACCACAAAGCGUUCUUUUUGAUGUCUUGGGUCUGUUCGCUGGUUGAGCGCGAGUCACUGCUCAAAUUUCAACAUCGACUUAUAAGUGCCUUGCUGAACACAGAUUCUGAGAAUUCUUUACUACAAAAUCUACCCUUUUGGAAGGAUGCAGCCAAUGGAACAUAUCAAGUCGCGGCAUCAGAUUUCUCUGAUCGCAGGCUAUCAUUGAUCUCCAGCGUCCUGUCGAAUAUGCGGGUUUCUUUGGAAAGUGCCGUAUUCGAACCCUUUGUGAACGGCAAUGAGCUUCGGCAAGAAUUCAAGGAUUUACUCAAGCACCUCAUGGCGACGAUGAAGCGUAAUUAUCAAGAGCUUGGCCACGGAUCAAACGCCAGAGGAGGUUAUGUCGACUUCGUGCAUCGUGUCGUCGAGUUCUUGCAGCAGCACACUUCGACAAUUUGUCCCAUAGAUCGCUUCUUCACCGACAACGGUGCCUUCCCGCUACCCGCCACGGAUCCGACAUACGUCGUCGGCCAGCUCAAGAAUUACGGCCUACGACUGCAAGACGCUAGGACGCCCAAGCAGCUCGCAGUCUUCCUCCAAUCUGUAUCCGAGCGAGCUGCUAUCGAUGGCCAACAGCCAUACCUCGUUGGCCAGCUGCACACGGCAAUGUCCAGUGCUUUCGAGGACGGUGUAUCAUCUAUACCGACGUUGCGCUCUUUCCUCGUCAAGAACAUCAUUCCGGCAUAUGUCGAGAUGGCUUUCAGCACGGCAUGUGGCUGGGUCCUAGCAAUGCCCUAUCUGCAAGCUCUGCAAGCAGUCUUUGAAGAGCUACUUAAGGAUCUUGAUGGCACCAACCCGGGUAGUGUCGCCGCCAUUGCAAGCAUGAUCACUGCUUUCCUCGAUUCGACGCGACAAUCGUUCGAAAUACUCAUAGCGGAUUCUUGCGAAUCAAAACCAAGAGACGUUAGGACAUUGAGGACUAUGUCAGCAUGCUACUCAGCCAUCUCCUCACUUCUACCGGUCCUAGACUAUAUCGUCCGUCUGCCAGGACCAGCUCUGUUUGCAGUUGACAACAUUGAGUUCUUCAAAUCUUUCGCUGUGAACUUUUCUGCUGUGCUCCGCAGCGACUGUGACGCAAAUAUGGCAAACAUCGACAUAAAUGAGAGGCCACUCGCGGAGGCAUCGAGCCCCAACAUUCGCCGGUUCGCUACGCAAGAGCUGAGAGACAGCUUGACCAGAAUCUGGGUCCGCCACGGUGAUCAGUAUUAUGUCAUUAGAGGCUCAACGAGGAGGGAGGUUGUGAUGGACAUUGGUCUGUAUGAGGAGGAGAAGGCGCAACUGCUGAUAGGCUUUGGAGAGUUCUUCAAGACUUGCAUAGCGAUGCCAGCGCUGAGGGAGGAAGGUGAUCACUUUCUAGUAACAAGAGAAAGGAAGCUGUUGGAGACCAACGAGUUGUUUUUCUGA
Molecule: messenger RNA, 6714 nt
Organism: Letharia lupina
Lineage: Eukaryota; Fungi; Ascomycota; Lecanoromycetes; Lecanorales; Parmeliaceae
Exons: 1
Coding region: 1-6714 (2237 amino acids)
Biological process (GO): replication fork processing; double-strand break repair via homologous recombination
Cellular component (GO): Cul8-RING ubiquitin ligase complex; nucleus
Source: RefSeq, a predicted model, not a curated record